AUGCUGCCAAAGGUUGCCAAUCACCUCCUCCACCAUACCGCACGUGCAGUAGCCGCGGCCCAAAACCAGACUGGACAUACUAUCCGAAACGUCCUCCAGCUCCAGUCUUCUUCAGGUACCUCUUCUUCUAACUCUGGUCGCAGUAGUUACGGUGCGGGAUCUGGCGGCCCCAAGUAUUCUAGCGGACGCACAUAUACAGGCUAUUCGGGUGCAGGCCGUGCAGUAACCCAAGCCGAGUCAAUAACCUCCAAUGAUGCUACUUACGGCGGCGAGGAUGAAUUAGAAGAGACAUCCUCUGAAAUACCAAAAGCCCCUUCCCUUGCGCAGAAGAAGGGGAUCUUCCUCCAUGCACCGGUAAGGGGUAAGGAGACGCUAACCGUGCUCAAAAAGGUCCAGUCAACCAUCCGUUCCCAACAUGCAUUUGCUGCCCGAGCUGGUGGAGAUGAUACGCUUGUAGAUCUAUUUCCUCCGUCGUCUCUACCACCGCCUUCUAAUGUUCUCGCUAUUGAUGAGAAGUCCUUCGAGGAAAAUGCGCCUUCCCUCGUCUCAUCAACUCCGCCCAAGUCAGCAGAGAAGGACGCCGCGGAGCAGGAGGUCUUUAAAGUCAUCAAUGACGCCGAGGCGACCGGUGACCGGUCCCGUGUAUUAGAAGCAGUCGAAGGACUACGCUCCCAAUCAAGGCUUCUUUCGGCGGCGGGUUAUAAUGCAGCUUUGCGAGCGGUUUCCUCCGUUCGCCAGCCUGGCGAGGACCUCCGAGUCAUCUUGGGUCUUUACAAUGACAUGCUACAUCGUUCUAUCCUGCCGAAUUUCCGAACAUACAUCAAUCUUAUCACUGCGUUCACUGACCGCGAUGUUGAGGUUCAAGGGGUGAUCAGAGUUAUCGAACUUCGCAUCAAAAAGCGUUCUGCCUUUGGUCGCGCCGACAGCUCAGCAAAUGCAGUUGACCAGAAACGGCUUGCGGCCCUACGAGCGGAAAGCAACUUUCGGUCUGCCAUGACCCUUUUUCAGUCCGCAUGUGCAGUCCCGGCUAAUGCACCAUCAAUGGAGAUUUAUGCAGCAUUGCUACGAUCGUGCGCGCUCCAUGCUAAUGUGGAUGCCGCUGUCCGUGUAUUUGCGCAUCUCGAGAGACGGUCUGAUGUCCUACCCAGUCCUCAAAUUUUCGACUAUCUGAUCAGCGCGUAUUCCAACGUUGGAGAUCUUCACGGUGCAAAAGAGGUAUUUGAAGAGUUCAAGGAAAGCUGUCGCUCCAAUCGAAUUAGCAGUUUCAAACCGUCCGGGAUUCCCAAAGUGGAUAAAACUCUUGCUACAAAAGCGCGAAUGUCUCGGAUUAAUGUUUGGAACAGGAUGAUCAAGGCCUACAUUCUCGGCGGACAACAUACGUUGGCCAUCGGUUUGUUGGAACAGAUGCUGGAUACCAAAGCUGGAGAUGCGCUCAAGGUUGCAGAUAUCCCUCCUCCUUCCGCUUCUACAUUUGGCCAAAUCAUCCGAGGUUUUUGUGACGUCGGUGAAGUUGACACCGCGUUAUCUUGGUUCGAUCGUUUACUCGAGCAGGACGUUCCUCCACGUUCUCCAUGGGAAGCGUCCGUUACCCCUGCAAGACCUGAUCGUGCGAUGUACGUCAAGUUGAUAGAUUCGUUGGCCGUUUUGGGCCGCAUCGACGACAUGAAUCGUGUAUUCUCCCAGUUUCUUGAACGUGCACCACAGGAUUCCCUCCAAGUCACUGAGUACGAACGACGCACUGUUUCCCAGGCCAAUUAUUAUCUACGUCCGCAAGCCAAUGCUGAGUCGGACGAGGAUUACACUCCAGCGACGUCAGACAUUGCCGCAGAGACUGCUGCCGAUGACCAUAGGCUUGUGCAAGUUCCAGCUGAUUACGACGCGACAGUGAUAGGACAGACCAUCGACCAGUGUCUAUUCCCUCCGAAUAAUGCAAAUGCUCAUCAGGCGUACGACCGAUUCAAUAACGCUCGCCAAAAGGGACAGUAUCCUCAUACAGGUGUUAUGGCGCGUCUUAUCGGAUAUUUGGGCAGAGAAGGUGAAGUCAUGAAGAUUCGAGAUGUCUAUCAGGCGGCACAGACCUUGUUGGCCACUAUGGAGUAUGACAAGGAGGGGCAAUCUGCGGGCUGGUUCCAGAUAGAGGACUCCAUGAUCAUCGGCCUAGCUCAUGCGGGAGAUGUGGACGCUGCCCAUGUACACAGGGUCCGUAUCAUGGACCACGGUGGGAUGCCAACCGCGGACGCAUACGGGGCCCUCAUUCACCAUGUCAAAGACACAACAGACGACGCUAGCAAUGCCAUGGCCCUCUGGCAGGAGGCUCAAGCGGGAGCUGUUCGUCCCAACAUAUACCUGUACAAUACGAUUAUCUCGAAGCUGGCGAAAGCCAGAAGGGCGGACGACGCCCUUGCCCUAUUCCACGAGAUGAAGCAUAAUCAGGGCCUCGCUCCUAGUUCUGUCACUUAUGGAGCGUUGAUCGCGGCGUGCUGUCGCGUCGGCGAUGCAUCAUCCGCGGAGCGUCUCUUUGACGAAAUGUCCCAACAGUCGAACUUCAAACCUCGUAUCCCGCCUUAUAACACCAUGAUGCAGCUAUAUACUCACACAAAGCCCGAUCGCGCUCGAGUCCUUCACUACUACGAAGCUCUCCUGAAUGCCAACGUCAAGCCCACCGCUCAUACGUAUAAGCUUUUACUUGAUGCAUACGGGACCAUAGAGCCCAUAGACAACCAAGCCGCAGAAGCAGUAUUCGAACGUGUUACUUCCGGGUCUCGACCUCUUGUUCAAGGUACACAUUGGGCAUCUUUGAUUAAUUCCUGGGGUUGUGCACAAAAGAAUCUCGAACGCGCCCUGGCUAUUUUCGAUUCCAUUGCUUCACACCCGUCGACCCGGCGUUCUGGCACUGUUCUCCCUGAUGCUGUAAUUUUCGAGGCCUUGAUCAACGUCCUAGUAACUCACCGGCGCACCGAUAUCAUCCCCCAGUACAUGCAACGUCUCGAAUCUCAUGGAGUUCAUAUGACUGCGUACAUAGCUAAUUUGCUCAUCAAAGGCUAUGCAGCUGUCGGCGACAUUGAACGGUCUCGCGAAAUCUUCGAAAGCCUGGCAGACCCUCCAGAAGGUGUUGCUGCUCCUCAUAAUCAUGCGCCACACGAUAAUGAGGCCGCCGCUGCCCCUGUUCCUACAAAUGCCCUUGUCUAUCGUGAGCCCUCGACGUGGGAAGCUAUGGUGCGCGCCGAGCUGGGAAAUGCUAACAGAGAUGAAGCGAUAGCUCUCCUACAACGACUCCAGGCAAGAAAAUUCCCUCCAGCAGUUUAUAACCGUAUCAGCGGGAUCAUGUUGGAUGACUCGGUAUCUCCCUGGGCAACUCCUUCAGCCUCUCCAUAA
Molecule: messenger RNA, 3375 nt
Organism: Fibroporia radiculosa
Lineage: Eukaryota; Fungi; Basidiomycota; Agaricomycetes; Polyporales; Fibroporiaceae
Exons: 5
Coding region: 1-3375 (1124 amino acids)
Molecular function (GO): protein binding
Source: RefSeq, a predicted model, not a curated record